AUGUCCUGCGCCUACUACAGCGAACAACGGCGUCGCUGCCACGAUGUCUAUGGAAAAUUUGGUGAAGACUGUCUAGCCGAAGAGUUGCAAGAAAAGCGAUGCCUAUCCCUCCGACACUGUCGCGCGGAUGCCAACAAGUAUUAUGGAUCCCGCGUGGAAGGACUACCCAAGGCUCUCUGCUCGUCCUGGGCCGAAUCCUUUGCCUUUGUAAAUAAUAGCAAUGGUGAUUUGAGGGAGAUGAGUCUCGGUAAGGAGUUCGUAGAGCACCACGCCAACGCACGGCGAUACGUCAACGAACGACCAAGUGUCAAAAAAGAGUGCCAGACAAUUGCUCGAGACUUGGCACGGUGUCUGCAAAAAGCGAACAUGACGAGAAGAUAA
Molecule: messenger RNA, 381 nt
Organism: Seminavis robusta
Lineage: Eukaryota; Bacillariophyta; Bacillariophyceae; Naviculales; Naviculaceae
Source: the annotation of a GenBank genome assembly